Molecule: messenger RNA, 905 nt
Organism: Scomber japonicus (chub mackerel)
Lineage: Eukaryota; Metazoa; Chordata; Actinopteri; Scombriformes; Scombridae
Product: T-cell differentiation antigen CD6-like
Exons: 4
Coding region: 55-669 (204 amino acids)
Cellular component (GO): membrane
Source: RefSeq, a predicted model, not a curated record
UGUGAGGCUCCUUCAGUCCUCCAGGGGGCGCUCUAUGGAGAAGUGGAGGCUCCAAUGUGGACCAAAGAGUUCCAGUGUGGAGGCCAUGAGUCUGCUCUCCUGGACUGUAGAAGAUCAGACUCAGCGAGAAGAACCUGCUCACCUGGUAAAGCUGUUGGACUCACCUGCUCAGAUCCUGUCAGGUUGGUGGGAGGAGCCAGUCGCUGUGCAGGUACACUGGAGGUGAAACAGGGAGAGUGGAGACCAGUGAGUUCCCAUUUCUGGACCUUGAAGAAAGCAGCUAUAAUAUGUAGAUAUUUGGACUGUGGCUUUGCUGUUUCAACAAGAAGCAGAAAUGGAGACUCAGACAGAUCUGUGUGGUCGAUCAGCUUUGACUGUAUUCAGUCUGAAUCUGACCAGAGGGACUGUUUAUCAUUAUCAUCAGAUUCCUCUUCCUCCGCUGUGGAGAUCACCUGCUCAGAUAAAACACCUUACAGAACCAUUUUUAUCAGACUGGCCGUCCUGGUGGCUCUGCCGUCGGCCAUAAUUGCGGUCUAUUUCAUCCUGAAGGCCAGCAGGGGGCAGAAGUCAGACCCACAGGAGAACAUUGAGCUGGAUUAUUAUAACCGUGGUGUUUCCAGAGCUGAAGGGGAGCCGGCUGAAGAGGAAGGAGCUCAGGGAGCAGAGUAGGACCUCUGAGGAGCCAAACAAACAUCAUCAUCAGCACCAACACUCCAAAACAGGAAGUAGUGAGACCUUUAUUAAGCCCACUAGAAGAAGAGCAGAGAGGAGAUCUGAUUGGACCAUUUGUAACAUAAUUACCUGUUUAUAAUUAUAUUUAGUCGUCAUUAAUCUCUCUCGUGUGAACAGUUGUAACUUUUUACUUACAGAUUUUCAUGAAUCCAGAGUUUUAUGAUCUCAUCUGG